GCACUCCGCGCGACCACCAGUCAAUCUCUAGACCGCCCCGUGAGGCGAUCGAAACAUUUUACGCUCCGACAAAACCUUUCGUAAAUACGUUUUCGCGCAAUAUUCAACACUCGCAUCGAGGGAACAUUUCAAGACAUAAUCGUGCCUUACCUGUUUCAAAAUGGCUGAUACAGCGCAUACCAAAAUAGAAGAUAAUCCGAAGAUUCUAUCGGGGCCGGUUUUAACCAACUCCCCGAACGCAGUGCUGUCCAAAACGCUACUGAGUCGAUACAAUGAUCUUCCACUGCCGGCUGACAAGAUUCUCGCCACCUACAUUUGGAUCGACGGCUCUGGCGAACACCUGAGGUGCAAAGAUCGCACCUUGAAUUUCAUACCUAAAGCUCCCAAAGAUCUGCCUAUAUGGAACUUCGAUGGCAGCUCAACCAACCAAGCUGAUGGGCACAAUUCUGAUACCUACCUCGUACCUCGUGCUAUUUACAAGGAUCCAUUCCGUCGAGGAAAUCACAUCCUCGUUAUGUGUGAUACGUAUAAAUACAACAUGGAGCCAACAGAGAGCAACAAUCGCAUCAGUUGUCAAGAAGCUUACGACAAAUGCAAGGAUGAUGAGCCCUGGUUUGGGAUAGAACAGGAAUAUAUUUUACUGGAUUCAGAUCUGCGCCCCUUCGGGUGGCCCCCGGGUGGUUUCCCCCCACCGCAAGGGCCAUACUACUGCGGUGUCGGUGCCAACAAAGUCUUUGCCAGAGACCUUGUCGAAGCCCACUAUCGAUGCUGUCUUUAUGCUGGCGUACCGAUUGCCGGUACAAACGCUGAAGUGAUGCCUUCACAGUGGGAGUUCCAAGUCGGUCCCUCAAUUGGAGUGCAUGCUGGUGAUGACCUUUGGGUCGCUCGUUACAUUUUGCACAGACUAGCUGAAGAAUACGGUGUUAUUGUUACGUUUGAUCCUAAGCCCGUUCAAGAUUGGAAUGGAUCUGGCGCUCACACCAACUUCUCUACAAAGAAGAUGAGAAAUGAUAACGGUAUCAUUGAAAUCGAAAAAGCGAUUGAUAAACUCUCCAAAGUGCAUAUGAAGCACAUUAAGGUUUAUGAUCCUCGCGGUGGAAAAGAUAAUGAGAGAAGGCUGACUGGUCUUCAUGAAACUGCCAGUAUUAAUGACUUCAGUGCAGGCGUGGCUAAUCGUGGUAGCAGUAUCAGAAUACCUCGCUCUGUCGCUGAAGAUAAGAAGGGUUAUUUGGAAGAUCGUCGACCGGCUUCAAACUGUGACCCGUACUCUGUGAUCGAUGCGCUCAUGCGUACUUGUAUUCUUAAUGAAUAACACUGAAUAAAAUGAUGUAUAACUCACUGUUGCGCCACGUGUCACCUAAAAACUGCAACUCACCAUACGCGUAGGGUAAAUUGAUUCCUCUAAAAAGAGGAAUAAAUGGAACGGUACAAAAUGGAAUAUAAUAAACGAAGCCUUCAUAAGCACUGCACAAUAAUAGGUAUUUAGACAGACACGUGAUAUAUAAUGCGCUUAAUAAUGGACCAUUUAAAGAUAUUAAAACUAUAAUCGUAAUAAAUAUUUCUACGAAUAUUAUGUGAUAUUUAAAUUGUUACUUUCAUGUUAAAUAAUUUAAUCGAAUAAGUAAUCACAUAUCAUUAUUUGUAAUAAAUUCAUUUAAUACAAAUAAAAUUAAUACUAUUUACUAUUGUUUACUGGACGAUCGGGACGAUCAGAAAAGGUGACAUUGGAACAACUUACUAAUUCAUUAGUAUUUUAGGACCUAAUAAUAGACUAGUAUAUAAUCUAAACAUUAGAA
Messenger RNA from Bombyx mandarina (wild silkworm), 1796 nucleotides. Its product is annotated as glutamine synthetase 2, cytoplasmic. Lineage: Eukaryota; Metazoa; Arthropoda; Insecta; Lepidoptera; Bombycidae. Gene Ontology annotation, cellular component: cytoplasm. The record is from RefSeq and is a predicted model, not a curated record. Gene Ontology annotation, molecular function: glutamine synthetase activity.